Molecule: messenger RNA, 2350 nt
Organism: Salvia splendens (bonfire salvia)
Lineage: Eukaryota; Viridiplantae; Streptophyta; Magnoliopsida; Lamiales; Lamiaceae
Exons: 3
Coding region: 350-2143 (597 amino acids)
Source: RefSeq, a predicted model, not a curated record
GUGUGGCCCCAGCAGAUCCAGAAACUCCAUUUUUCUCUCUCAAGCAGCCCACCUUUUCCGCUUUUCCUUUUCCCUUUGCUUCUUUGCAAAUUCAAGCCUCCUUUCAUGGCCUCUUUUCUCUCUUUCCAUAUCCCCCUCCUUUCUCUCUCUAAUACUAUGUGCCAACUCUCUGAGCUCAUUUCACUUCGCUGAGAUUUUAUUCCUUUCUCAAAACAUCCUUUUCCUCUCCCAUUGUUAGUGGAUUUGCUGAAUUCCGCAUGAUAAACGAGCAAUUUUGGUGCUGGUAAUGAAGCUGUGAUUUGAGUUGGUUUUGUUUUUCUCUUUUCAGUUUAGGUGAGUUGGAGCGAGUAUGCAGUGCAGUAGUUACACGCCCGUGUAUUACCACAACGUGAGGGAUCUGAAUGGCGGUGCUGGUGGCUAUUCUUGGCACCUUUACAAUAGUAAUGCUAGCUACGGAGAAGAAAGAGGCCACAACAACAGCGUUUUCGUGCCAUCGUGUGAUCAGUACUUAGGUCAUGACAAGGAAAUGCUGAAGCAGAUCAUACAGAAUCAAGAAGCCGCGUUUAGGUCUCAGGUUCAGGAGCUACACCGGGUAUACCGAAGGCAGAGGGACUUGAUGAAUGAAAUGAGAGCGAGAGAAAUCUUUGGACAGCAUUUACCAUCUCGAACAUCAGAGUCAAUCCAUUCCUCGUCUCAUGGUGGUGAUGAAAUUCCUCAGAAGCCUACUCCUGCAACAAGCUGGCUCUUCGGCAAUCUUUCACCUCGUGAGUUGUCUGAACUAGCAUCAGGGAAUUUUCAAGGGCCUAAAAGUUUAGUUGCAGAGAACUUUCUGAAACAUACAACUCUGCAAAGUGAGUCUGGCAUAAGAAGAAACAGUAGUGAUGAUGUCCAAUUUCUGUUUCCCAGCACUAAACGAAGUGGAAUUAUCGACCUUGAACUUCCAGCUCGUAUCUACCAUGAUGAUCAAGUGAAGCAGUUCAAAGCAGGGAACCUUUCUGAAGCAUCUGACUUCACAUGUCGUUCCCCUGAUAAAGUUUCCAACUUUCUAGCUGCAACUCAUUCAGAUAUUGGCUUGAGUAAAACAUGGGAUUUAUCGAGUUCUAGUUCGGAUACCAAGAAAACCUAUUGUUUCAUUGAUCUGAAUGAGCCCAUACAGUUGGAAUCUCUUCCCACAAGUUCGUCUGGUCCUCUUGAAGCUUUUACUGAUCUUGUGAAGACUGGUGAAAACUCGGAUGGCACAAAUUCAUCAAUGGAUAUUGAUUUGAAUUCAAUGCCUUUCUGUGAGACUCAAAUUCCUUUUGAAAGCCCUCCAUCUAUAAAUAGAGAGGCUAAAGUAGUUCCCGAUAGCAACUCUGCCUCUGAAGACGAACCUAUUGUACAGAACAGCAUCAGUGACAGUUUCUUGAAAACUGAAAGUUACAUUGGCUUGAACAGUGGCGUAGUAGACGAGCAUCCUGUGCCUCCGUCAAGCUCGAAGUCUGCAGAGUUGUUGAAGGGACCGGUGAGCCCUGAGAACAAGGAGCGUUCUCCUCCAAGAGGAGAAUCCGAAGAUAUUCAACUGGAAACACAUCUUUUAUCUGAACAAGGAGAGGCAGAGCCAUUCAUUGAAUCCGACACCACUGCUGCAAAGACUCUAGUCACAAUUUUUACAUCUGGAGUCAAGGUAGAAGCUGAAGUUCUUGAAUCACUAGCAAACUUCAGAAAUCUGUGUUGGUUUGCUGAAAUUGUUUCUUCCAAUGGAGAUGAAGUGGGAGAUGAGGUCAUGGAACUUGAGACUGAUGCAAUGGAUCAAGGUGGGGAGAACGAUUUAAACUCGUCUCGUUUUAGCAAAGGAAAAGGAACGAGUAACAUGUCCAGAAGAUCCGGGAAGGGUCAGAAGAGGGGAAAGAAGCAAUGCAAGGGCUUCAAUUCGGAAGCUCUAGAAACAGGUUCGUUGAAGAGGAAACCGGGCAGGAGUGGCGGUGCAAAAGCAAGAAAAUAUUCUAAGUUAUCUCCUUCAGAUGUGACGAAGAAGUCAAUGAGCUCGAUCAUGAAGCAGUCCGUUGCUAGCGCUGACCAGAGUGUCGUGCUGAGCUGGGGAAGGACAAACAAACGGCAAGGAGGUCGGAGACGUCGGGCUAGUCAAUUCUUUCUUGUAAGCUGAGAUGGCUUGAUUGUAGGAUUUCUUGCAUUCAAUAGCACAUUUUGUUGUUGGAAUUAGAUUCUUGAUUGGAUGAUGUUAAUGUACAUAUACAAAUGAAUUAGUCUUGAUGAGAACUCCUUUCAGCUAUAUGCUGUGAUUAUUGUGCAGUUGAGUGAAAAUCACUGCAUUCUAUAAUAGGAUUUGCUUGGGUGGAGUCCCAUUUUUCAA